Messenger RNA from Oryctolagus cuniculus (rabbit), 1637 nucleotides. It is a transcript of the gene DPEP1, whose product is annotated as dipeptidase 1. NCBI's taxonomy places the organism in Eukaryota, Metazoa, Chordata, Mammalia, Lagomorpha, Leporidae. The record is from RefSeq and is a predicted model, not a curated record. Gene Ontology annotation, cellular component: plasma membrane. Gene Ontology annotation, biological process: proteolysis. Gene Ontology annotation, molecular function: metallodipeptidase activity.
AGUCCUAGACAGACGGCCUGCGUGUUGAGAAACGGGCGGCAGCUGACACGUGUGAGGCAUUAAGGCCUCACCCGCCCCUGCGCGCGGUGCAGCCCCUGGGGAAGCUUGUCUUUAACGAGGUGGCUUUUCUGUAGCUGCAGAGCUCGGGAGGGCUCCCCGGCUGUGGCCUGGGCAGAGCCGCAGGGACGAGAGCAGUGCAGCACCCUCCUGCCCUGGUGCGGGCUUCUCCGCGGGCUCCAGGGCAGUGAGGGAGAGGUCGCAGGAGCCGGUCAUGUGGACCAGCUGGUGGCUGUGGCCCCUGGUGGCCGUCUGCACAGCGGACUCAUUCCUGGACCAGGCAGUGCAAAUCCUGCGGGUCACGCCGGUCAUCGACGGGCACAAUGACCUGCCCUGGCAGCUGCUGAACAAGUUCAACAAUCGGCUGCAGGACGCGAGGGCCAACCUGACCGUUCUGGCCGACACCCACACCAACAUCCCCAAGCUGAGGGCUGGCUUUGUGGGGGGCCAGUUCUGGUCUGCAUACACGCCCUGCGACACCCAGAACAAAGACACGGUGAGGAGGACACUGGAGCAGAUGGACGUGGUCCACCGCAUGUGUCAGCUGUACCCCGAGACCUUCCUGUGCGUCACCGACAGUGCAGGCAUCCAGCAGGCCUUCCGGGAGGGGAAGGUGGCCAGUUUGAUUGGUGUGGAGGGCGGUCACUCCAUUGACAGCAGCCUGGGCGUCCUGCGGGCCCUCUACCGCCUGGGCAUGCGCUACCUCACCCUCACCCACAACUGCAAUACGCCCUGGGCUGAUAACUGGCUGGUGGACAGAGGGGACGACGAGGCCCAGAGCGGAGGGCUGUCAGUCUUCGGGCAGCGCGUGGUGAGGGAGAUGAACCGCCUGGGUGUCAUGAUCGACUUGGCCCACGUGUCUGUGGCCACCAUGAAGGCCGCUCUGCAGUUGUCCACGGCCCCGGUUAUCUUCAGCCACUCUUCCGCCUUCACCGUGUGUGCACACAAGCGCAACGUGCCGGACGACGUGCUGCAGCUGGUGAAGGAAACGGGCAGCCUGGUGAUGGUGAACUUCUACAACGACUAUGUUUCCUGUGCAAGUGAGGCCACCCUGUCCCAAGUGGCAGACCACCUGGACUACAUCAAGAAUGUGGCAGGAGCUGCGGCCGUAGGCUUCGGUGGGGACUUUGACGGUGUUACAAGGCUCCCUGUGGGGCUGGAGGACGUGUCCAAGUACCCAGACCUGGUCGCUGAGCUGCUCAGGAGGGGCUGGACGGAGGCGGAGGUCAGGGGUGCGCUGGCUGAGAACCUGUUGAGGGUCUUCCGGGAAGUGGAGCAGGUGAGCAACCAGGCGCAGGUGCCCGAGGAGGAACCCAUCUCACUGGAGCAGCUGGGCGGCUCCUGCAGGACGCAGUACGGCUACUCGGAAGCCCCCAGCCUCCACCGCCGGCCAGGGGCUCUGCUGGCCUCCCUCAGUCUCCUGCUGCUCAGCCUGGGUCUCCUGUAAUCCCCGGGGACUGGGGGCCGCGUGCACUUACGCACCUGCUGCCCCCACAUCAGGCCCUGGGCCCACCAACACCGACAGGCCUGCUCAGGACACGAGCAAACCACAACCCUCAAUAAAAGCAAGAGCCCUGCAA